AUGGCUGAUACUGUGAAUGCACUGACCUCUGCUGUCAACAGCACCCUAGCCAAGCUUACCCCCGGGGAUGAAAUCGCGGAAGCAGAUCGGUACCAGCUUCUGGAUGCCAUCGACAAGCUCCGCGUUGCCGUGGAACCACCUCUCCUCACCGUUCGCAAUCUUUGCUCUGACCACCAUGGCCUGGUUGCCAUUCGGGUCGCCAUGGCAAUGGGUAUAUUUGAUGCGUUUGCCUCGGCGAAGAACGGCGAAAUGAACGCCGAUGCCCUGGACGAGAACACCAAGGGGGGUAAAGCCCUCUUAGUGCGUAUCAUGCGGGUGGUGUGUGCGAACCACGUUUUCGAAGAGACGGGGGUGGAGAGAUACCGGGCGCUGCCGCUAGCGAUCAUGUUCGCUUCUAAUAGUCCGCCCAGUGAGGCUUCGGUCCACUCCUAUGACUAUUUUGAGGCAAGGGGAUACCGUAACCCUCAAGAUGCCUACGACACGACAUUCCAGCUUGCCUUUGAGACGAAGGAACAUUACUUUGAGUGGAUACAGCACGACCCAGAGGAGCUACAUGCCUUCAAUACAGUGAUGGAGAUUGGCAAUCGCUCCUUGGAAGGUGUGCAAUGGUAUGACUACUAUCCAUGGCAGGAGAACCUGGCCACUACUGGCGACACAAACCGUGUCCUCCUGGUAGAUAUCGGCGGUGGCAGGGGCCACGACCUUUCCGGCUUCAAGCGCAAGUAUCCCGAGAUAAGAGACCACCUGAUCGUGCAGGACCUUCCCAAGGUCAUUGAGGACAUCCUAGAGCCGCUCAUUGAAGGUGUACAACCUAUGGGUUAUAAUAUGUUUGACCCACAACCCAUUAGAGGGGCAAAGGCAUACUAUAUGCGAACGGUAUUACAUGAUUGGCCUGAUAAACAGGCCCUGGAGGUUCUUAGGCGUGUUCACGACGCCAUGGCCGCCGACUCAGUGCUACUGAUCAAUGAGAAUGUCCUGCCCGAGAUCAAAGCACCCGAAUUUUCAUCCUCAAUGGAUAGCAUCAUGAUGGAGCUCUAUGGAUCGCUGGAACGGACAGAGAGGUAG
Aspergillus eucalypticola CBS 122712 is the source of this 1065-nucleotide messenger RNA. RefSeq names its product O-methyltransferase. The record is from RefSeq and is a predicted model, not a curated record. Lineage: Eukaryota; Fungi; Ascomycota; Eurotiomycetes; Eurotiales; Aspergillaceae. The coding region runs from base 1 to 1065 and encodes 354 amino acids. The transcript has 4 exons. Gene Ontology annotation, molecular function: O-methyltransferase activity.